Antechinus flavipes (yellow-footed antechinus) is the source of this 1290-nucleotide messenger RNA. Its product is annotated as calpain-13-like. Lineage: Eukaryota; Metazoa; Chordata; Mammalia; Dasyuromorphia; Dasyuridae. The record is from RefSeq and is a predicted model, not a curated record. The transcript is spliced from 11 exons. Gene Ontology annotation, molecular function: calcium ion binding. The coding region runs from base 121 to 870 and encodes 249 amino acids.
AUGAAUAAAAUGGGCUUCUGGGGACAUCCUGAAACUAUCUCCUAAGUAAAGAAGGUGGUUCAUUCUCACCUUUGUCCUUUUUUUCUUUAGUCUAGUGUUCUCCACAAGUCAUUGAAUCCAAUGUAUUUUGAAUUCACAAGCCCUAUUCAAGGCAAGAAUGUUAUGUCCAAAUGGAACUACACAGAGAGCUUCCACCUAGACUCUGGUACCUAUGUGGUGGUCCCCACAAUGGAAGAAGGAUUGAAUUUCUAUCUUCAAAUAUUCCUGAAACAUCAGGAUGUCAACAGGGAUCUACAUGAAAGCUUUAAGUUCAUGACUUUUAAGGAGAAUCUUCCACAAGUCCAGAAUCAUGAAAGCAUUUUCAUCAGAUAUGCCCAACAGGGCCCAGAUAUUGAUGCCUCGCAGCUACAAAGCCUUCUCAACAAAGAAUUCCUUAAAAGUAACUCUUCUGAACCCCGAGAGAGAAUGUUCACCUUUGAUGAGUGCCGGAGUAUUUUGGCUCUGAUGGAUGUCAAGGUCAAUGGACGUCUUGACUUAAAAGAAUUUGAGCAGCUGUGGAAGAAGCUUAUUCGGUAUCAGGGCAUUUUCCGGAGAGUAGAGAAGAAUGGCUCUGGAUUCCUCAUGAGUUGGGAUCUGUGGAAAGUGAUACGAGAAUCAGAAUUAUUCCUAGGUCCUUCCAUUAAUAGUGAGCUGCUAGAUCUUAUGGCCAUCAGGUAUGGAGAUGGAGAUGGAAAAAUAUAUUUUGCUGACGUGAUCUGUUUCCUCAUCAGACUUGAAAUCAUGUCAAGGGCUUUUCGUAACCUCUCAAAGGAUGGGAAAGGACUCUACUUGACUGAAACUGAGUGGAUCAAGUUCACUAUGUAUUGCUGAAGUGUUGAUCAAGCCUUACAGAGAAGGGCUCCUGAUAAUCUGAGUGGGGACUGUCUCUCCUGGCCCAGUAUUUCAAGAAGGCUUCAACCAUGCUUCAUUUCACUCCCUUCUCUUCAGUGAUUCUCAACAGCAUCACCAACCGUGGAUACCCUUUCCAAGCCCUCACCUUCAGUCUGGAACCAGGAACAAAUCACCAAUGCCCCCACUAGAAAGUUGUGUCAAUCCAUUCCACUAUGCCCCCACUUGACAUCCCAGUAAAUAUUCUGACCAAAGUGGCUCUCCUUAGUCACCACGCCCAACAUAUGUUGUCUACCUAUUAGAAUUGAAGCUUAAAAGGAGAAGCUGUCUUUUCUUAUAUAUUUGUACUCUUAGUACCUGGCACACCAUAUUGCUUAAUAAAUGCUAUUGCACUGCAUUGUA